Messenger RNA from Trichoderma atroviride IMI 206040, 354 nucleotides. RefSeq lists its product as uncharacterized. The record is from RefSeq and is a predicted model, not a curated record. Lineage: Eukaryota; Fungi; Ascomycota; Sordariomycetes; Hypocreales; Hypocreaceae.
AUGGCCGACCCCAAGAUUCAGGAACUCCUCACCAAGUCUCGUAACGAACUCACCGAGUACGAGAUUGCCCAGCUCGAAGAGUACGAGUUCUCCUCCGGCCCCCUCUCCAUCCUCCAGACGGCCGUGAGAUCGCACACGCAGGUGCUCAUCUCUAUUCGCUCGAACCGCAAGCUGCUGGCACGUGUCAAGGCUUUCGACAGGCAUUGCAACAUGGUGCUCGAGAAUGUGAAAGAGAUGUGGACCGAGACGCCCAGAUUAGCAGAUGGAAAGAAGGGCCGACCGGUCAACAAGGAUAGAUUUAUCAGCAAGAUGUUUCUAAGAGGUGAUAGCGUCAUCCUCGUUCUUCUCAGCUAG